Molecule: messenger RNA, 939 nt
Organism: Coprinopsis cinerea okayama7#130
Lineage: Eukaryota; Fungi; Basidiomycota; Agaricomycetes; Agaricales; Psathyrellaceae
Exons: 4
Coding region: 1-939 (312 amino acids)
Source: RefSeq, a predicted model, not a curated record
AUGGCUCCCAAGAAAAGACGCAUCGAUGACCACUUCGAGUUCUACGAGUUCGACGACCCCGUGCAAGGUUCAGAGGAUGUCCAGGAGAAAUAUACGGAAAUCGAGUCCACAGGGAGGGGUUAUCGCGCUUCCGAUUCCUACCUGGUGGUCCCACCCUCGCCCACGAAGAAAUCCGCAGCCCCUGGAAUGUCGUCGCAGCAGGCCUCUGGGGUCAGCAACCAGAGGGUGGACAUAGAGGCGCUUUUCGCUGAGAAUUUCGCCGUUGAUCUGGCAAGCCUCGACGCGCACCCGGAGGAAGAAAGGACUGUGGAUGAGAGGGAAGGACAGGGAAAAGAGGAAGAGAAUGUCAAGGCCCCGCGGGACCAGUUGCCGAUGCUGUCGUUCACCUCGAAAGCUUCCGCGUACGAGUUUAUGCGAGCGCUGGAACGGCGAACCGACAACAGUGGCACAGAACCAGUUCCUAAUCGUUACCCUAGCUUCCUCCGUAUGGUGCACAUCUGGCGACACAUAAGGAUGAUGAAACGCGCGGGGCGCGGGCAUUCCCUGUCGGGAGUGCAUGGAACUAGCCCCGGCGAGUGUGCUUUGCUGUGCCCUGCGUGUCCCUACCCCGAUAUCAACUUGCCAAGUGGGUGGAACUCUGUGGCUGACUACAAAUGGUUUGUCUAUCGUCUGUUCCUGGCAAUCGACGCGAACUUCCGCUUACGACGGAAGGAUGUUUCCUCGGACGCCCGCGACCCUGGCCUGAACCGUGGGUACGCGUACAUGGUGGACGACAAGGACUUCAGACGUCAUCUGGCUGAAUUCGACGCGGACGACUUGGAGGAGAAAAGCACCUGCAGCAACCACGACGCCAUCAAGUCAGCCAGUAUCCGGGGAGGAAAGGGUAUCGCCGUCACAACUGUACAUAGACUACCUUACAUAAUACAUGUUCUACCUUGA